CCUUUAUGUUAUUCCUUGUCACUAUUUCAUUUCCUAAAUCUUUUUCUAUCAGGAUUGUCGAUGAGAAGAGUGGAAGUAGUCAUGGUGCCGCUUUGAUCGAAGAAUCUUGUAGAAACACGAGCUCUUAUGAUUUAUGCGUAUCUUCGUUCAAAUCUAAUCCUAAGAGCUUUAAAGCAGAUAUCCUAGGUUUGCUAAGGAUUUCCAUUGAUCUUGCUAAUCUGAAUGCUUCCAGAGUUUUGCAUUACAUCGACAACUUGAUUAAGACCAGUAAAGACGUCAGUGCUAGUGUUAAAUGGUGUCGAGAAGAUUACCACAGUUCUAUGCAUGCUCGUAAUAAGGCAAUCGAGGCACUUACUGGUGGUGAUUACCUUUCAACCAACGUGGACAUAAGUGCUGCCGGUGGUUACACAUAUGAUUGCAAAGACGAAUUUACGAUGGCAUCACCAACAACAUCAUCAUCAGUUGGGUUGGAAGAACUUCCACCAGAAUUAGUGCAAAUGAACGAGAUCAUGCUUAAACUGGAUGAUAUUUCAAUUGAGAUUCUUUGUCGUAAUUUCAUGACGUGCGAUUAGCUUAAAAAGGAUGAAAAGAAAGCAAUCGUUUCCCUUUCUAUUUAUGCAUAUGUUUUUUAUCCGACUGCUAGCAGCUGAUAAAAUGUAUU
This is a messenger RNA of Papaver somniferum (opium poppy), 661 nucleotides long. Its product is annotated as pectinesterase inhibitor-like. The transcript has a single exon. NCBI's taxonomy places the organism in Eukaryota, Viridiplantae, Streptophyta, Magnoliopsida, Ranunculales, Papaveraceae. The coding region runs from base 6 to 572 and encodes 188 amino acids. Gene Ontology annotation, biological process: negative regulation of catalytic activity. The record is from RefSeq and is a predicted model, not a curated record. Gene Ontology annotation, molecular function: pectinesterase inhibitor activity.